AUGAGAUUUACGGCACCUUUGAAGAAACUAACGGAUUUGGCAGCCAUCCGAACCGAUUUCAAUCAGAGAGCCAUCGAGAAUGGGGACUUUGAGCUCGAAGAUCCGGAGCGCUGGCAGAAAAAUUGCCCCGAAACACAACGCAAGUUGUCUCUGAGAGAACCCCUGUGUGCGUUAAAAUCGGUUUACCCAGACAAAGCUCACUCCGGAACGACCGAUAAUUGUUCAGUCCAGACCCAUAUAGAGAUGGGGGAUCAGAAAGUGUCUUGUUUGUCUGAUACAUGUGCGGCGGUUUAUACAGCAGAACUUCAGUCAACUGAUUCAUUAGAAACCUCGAAUACGGCAGAGGAGAUAGCUGGAGGAAACGAGCCGCAAGUUGAUAGUGCAGCAAAUCGAACUUUCUCCAUUGGGAACAUGACGGACAAGCAAAGGUUCGCCAAAUCGCUAAACAAAAUCACAAGCAAGUUAAUAAUGGAAACCAAGCGCCAUGUUGGAGGCCGUACAGGUGACCCUGAAGAGGCGAAGUUACUCGCUAGAUGGCGAAGUUAA
Echinostoma caproni is the source of this 546-nucleotide messenger RNA. The record is from the annotation of a GenBank genome assembly. NCBI's taxonomy places the organism in Eukaryota, Metazoa, Platyhelminthes, Trematoda, Plagiorchiida, Echinostomatidae.